Messenger RNA from Trypanosoma theileri, 2259 nucleotides. Its product is annotated as protein phosphatase. The record is from RefSeq and is a predicted model, not a curated record. Gene Ontology annotation, cellular component: nucleus; cytoplasm. Gene Ontology annotation, molecular function: protein serine/threonine phosphatase activity. The coding region runs from base 1 to 2259 and encodes 752 amino acids. NCBI's taxonomy places the organism in Eukaryota, Euglenozoa, Kinetoplastea, Trypanosomatida, Trypanosomatidae. The transcript has a single exon.
AUGUGGGAUAAACACUGCAUAGUUGUUGAGGAAGGACGUGAACUUAUUGUUGGAACGGAUCCUUUAUGUGAUGUUCAGGUAACAUUGCCUAAACUGCGGGUAUUUGGUUCUCACCUUGUUGUUUCCCGCUAUCAUGAUAUUGCCCAUGUGAUCUGCAGUACAAAUGGCGUUUUGCUUCUCAGCAUUUCCACACGUAGUCUGUCUGUGUACAUCCAUGGAAUUCAAGUUGUGCCAUCUAGAGAGCCGAUUGAACUUUAUCCGGGGAGUCCUGUUUCAUUUGGUGGACGUCACAAAGGGACAACGUUUUGUUUCUUCACAAGCCAUACAUCUCCAGCAGUGAUUUCUCCAAUGCCUUCUGCAAAGUUCUCCCCGCUUGCGUUAAAUUUAAAUGGGAUGAAGAAGUCUCUACCCUUUCCACCGUUAAAUGCAACAUGUAACGUGACGGAGCAGGGAGUCUCUCCUCGAUCACCGCGUGUGGUGCGAAUUAUAGGACCAUCCGAUAAUGAUAACGAUAACGAUAACGAUGAUAAUGACAAUAAUGGUAAUAGCAAUAAAUAUAUGUCAACAUGCCAUACUUCAGUUUCUUUGUUAAGCAGCUUUAAAAACUCUUCCAAAUCAAUUAGUAAUUAUGGAAAAUCCAUUACUACAUAUGAUACACAAUGGAAAUUCAAUACAGAAAAUAAAUUGCCAUCAUCUCAUACCAUUGUACCAUUUGUGGUGGAGUUGUGGGGACUUCGCGCUACCCUUCACUCUGUGAUUGGACACAACACGCAAAGCCGUAGUGCUAGCACUCGCUCCUGUGGAGUUGCAGAGAUAUCAGGACGUGGAGGUAAUACCCCAGGAGAUCCAUACUUUACAUUCCGUGGUUGUGAAAUGCUGAAGGGUCUCCACCUUUCAAGGAUUGAGACACCUGUACGUUCUGCAGCAGCAAGUGUAUUGGAGAGUUUGGAGGAUGCUUAUGAACCAGGUGAGGGAACUUUUUUACAGUUUACUACUUCUGCAAAAAAUUCCCUUUUUCAACAUUUUCUCCUCUUAGCAGAUCAUGCACUGAUAGAAUUACAGAAGACUCCAUUAACUGUGAGACGUUGCUCACCUAUUGUUUGCUGUGGUGACAUUCAUGGUAGUUUUUCUGAUUUAAAAACAAUAUUUGAUAAUGUUGUACCAUUUCAUCAUUGGUCUCUCAUGACGAUGCCAGUUUUAUUUCUUGGUGACUAUGUAGAUCGAGGUCCUCAUGAUGUUGAAGUUGUUUUGUUCCUAUUGGCUUGGUACAUUCUGUGCCCAGAAAAUGUUAUUCUUCUUCGUGGUAAUCAUGAAGAUGAAGAGGUAAAUGGUGAUAUUCAACUUUAUGGAGAAACUUCUUUUCGAAAGAAAUGUUGGAAGUUUUUUAAUAAAGAUAAUGGUGAGAUUUUCUGGAAUCGCGUUAAUGAUGUAUUUGCGGAACUUCCUAUUGUAGCCAUUAUUGACAGCACAAUAUUUGCGUGUCAUGGUGGUAUUCCACUGCUUCGAGAGAAGUCAUCAAGUGAAACAGGAGAGGUGAAAAAUGGAAAAAAAGGUUUUGGAGUGCGUCAACAACAAAGGAAACAAGAAGAAAAUAAAAAAGAAGAGCAAGACACUGAUCAUGUUGAACUUAUGAAUGAUGUACCAUGUAUGGAAUUUUUCCAAUUACUUAUAAACGGCAUGCCAAAUGAAUUGGAAGAGUUUAGAUUUCGUUGUAUGAUGCCGGAUGUACAUGAUAAUGAUCUAAAAGCACAACACCGACGUCUUAUUCGUGAGUUACUUUGGAAUGAUCCGGUGCCACAGUUCUCUACAAGUACAUAUGGGAAUAAUGGAAAUGGUACGGCCGAUACGGAGUUUACACAACAAGAUGGAUUUGAUGUAAAUGGCUUUCGCACCAAUUUCGGUCGUGGAGACCACCGAAAUGUUAUUCGUGAGUUUAGUGCCUCAGCUCUUGUAUCAUUUAUGGAGCGGUGGGGAUUUACAUUACUCAUACGUGCCCAUCAACAGAAGAUGGCUGGUAUUGAGAUGGGCCUCGCCGGCCGUAUUCUCACUCUCUUCUCGUGCUGCAAUUACACUGGAGAUACCAACAGGGCCGGUGCUUGUAUUGUCGUGGACGGUGAAGUGCGGCUCGUGUCGUGGCGCACUGUUUUGGGAACAUCACGUGAUGAGCCGCCGCCCGAAACUCUACGCAGUUCCUUUGACGAUAGUGAAGAGACACAAAUUCCACACUACGUGGGGUUGCGGAGAUUGCGGUUUGGCUAA